Molecule: messenger RNA, 1118 nt
Organism: Triticum aestivum (bread wheat)
Lineage: Eukaryota; Viridiplantae; Streptophyta; Magnoliopsida; Poales; Poaceae
Exons: 3
Coding region: 232-897 (221 amino acids)
Source: RefSeq, a predicted model, not a curated record
GACCAGGCGCAGCGCCCGGCGCCGCCACGUCACCGGCGAGAGGAUAAGAUGCCCCCGCCUCCUCGGUCCUCUCACACCUGCUCCACCCACUCCCACUCGUCGCCUCAGCCCCUCCAAGGCCUCUUCUCCCUCCCCCCCUCCACCUCGCCGUACACCUAGCCUUCCCCCCUACUCAGCGACGGCAGCAAGAGUCAUCCACGCCUGUGGCAACAAAGAUCCAACAAAUCACGCAUGGACGACAUGGACAUUGGAGCUGUAUGUGACGAGGGAUCUUCAGCCUCGGCAUUAUCGAGGAAAAGAACACCUGAACCUGGGGAAGAUGCCUACCUGAUAGUAAUUCCUUAUGCCCACAUAUUUGACCUUAUGCUAAAAGCUUUGAAGUUGCCCUCUGCAAGUUACUAUCACAAGAUAUGUCCAGGCAGCAAGAAUCGUGUGACGGUUACUUUCAAUUCUUCGCUGCAAUUGAUUGAUGGUUUGCUUGUUCCGACCUCAAUAUCGGGUGCAAUUUUACAUGCCUAUGAAGAUGCGGAAGACAGUGCUGCUAUCGCAGCUAUUAGGUACAUGGAAAAUGCAUACGGCAGACAAAUAAGAGACUACCACUACACCCAUGUCAAGAAGCUAGAAAAUGAAGUCAAGCAUCUGGUCAGAUGGUUAGUAGCAGCGAACAAGACAAUCAAAAAACUACGCAAAGGGUGGUACUACGCCGUCAGAUAUAUGAGUUCAUAUUCUAUUCAAAUGCAAAACACAACGACUGCUCGACACUUGAAAGGGCAAGAUAACACCAAAGGGGCUAUGAAAUCAUCACUUGCAAGCAUUGAAAAACUGAUAGAGAGGCUGCGCUAUAUUAGUAUGAAGUCUGAACAGCGCCUGGAGACUACAAGAGAUAGCUUUUGGUGAACUUCGGUCAAUAUGCGCUCACCAGGAUGCUUCUAAGCUUACUAGAACAGCUUCCUUUUGUUUCAUAUCAAGCAGCAUGGUCUAUUGAUGCUUUUGGAGCACUCUAAGUAAGAUACAUAUUGUAGCCUUCCAUUGCUGCCUCUUUGGCUAAAAGAAGUGUAAAACUUUAAAUUCCAUUGUUAUCUCUACGGUUAAACUCACUUUCUCAUCGCUUGUUCUCU